AUGCCUUCGUCCUCCGGCCGCGACGGCAAUGCCGGCUUUCCUCUUCCUCCACCAACACAGCCACAUGGGACGCGAGAAUGGGCAGCGCUGCCGUGCGACGUCAUAUGGGACAUCUUCUGCCGGCUCCGACACGUCGACAUCCUCCGCGGCGCGGGGCUCGCGUGCGCGUCGUGGCGUCGCGUCGCGGUCGACGAGCCCACGCUAUGGCGGAGCAUCGACCUCGCCUUUGACGAGGACGACCGCAUCGACGAUCAAGCGUUAGUGGUACGGCUGGCAAUGGGAUGCGCCGCCGUGGACCGCAGCGCCGGCAGGUGCGAGUCUUUCCGCGGCCCCGCCAAUCGCCACCUUCUGGCCUACCUCGCCGCCAGCGCACCGUCGCUGAGGAGGCUCCACGUGACGGCGGCCUGGUGCGUGCCCGAGGCGUUCGUCGACAGGGUGAUCACGAAGCUCCCGAUGCUGGAGCGCCUCGCGCUGUCGGCCGGGCUCAUCUCGUUGUCCACGAUGCGCGCGCUCCUCAAACACUGCCCCUGCCUCGAGCUGCUCGACGCCGGCGACUGCUGGUUCGACCGAGCCAUGGGGUACAAGCUGUGGCGGAGGUGCUGUAGGAAGAUUAAGGUUCUCAGUCUGCCAAGGAUGGUCUGCAACUAUUGCUUCUGCAGGAUAUGCUAUACUGAGAAUCACAGAGGAAGAAGAUAG
This is a messenger RNA of Phragmites australis (common reed), 696 nucleotides long. Its product is annotated as putative F-box/LRR-repeat protein 23. The transcript has 2 exons. Gene Ontology annotation, molecular function: protein binding. The record is from RefSeq and is a predicted model, not a curated record. The coding region runs from base 1 to 696 and encodes 231 amino acids. Lineage: Eukaryota; Viridiplantae; Streptophyta; Magnoliopsida; Poales; Poaceae.